Messenger RNA from Peronospora belbahrii, 1323 nucleotides. NCBI's taxonomy places the organism in Eukaryota, Oomycota, Peronosporomycetes, Peronosporales, Peronosporaceae. The record is from the annotation of a GenBank genome assembly.
AUGCCAAUGCCAAUACCAAGUGACGCCGGCCUUGGGUCCAAGGAAAACGAUGCACGGCUGAAUGAACGUAUCUUCAAGGCACGCUCAGAGCUUUCUGAACUACACAAGAUUAUUUCUAAGGAUGACCGCAAGUUCUGUGAAAGUAACGGGCCUGCCACGCGGACACGAAGCCGUACAGUUUCCACUACACAGCACGAUGCGAAGCGAGACACACUGUUGGAGCGGCCAACGCUGCUAGACGUGGACUACCACACGUCUCAGGCGCUGAAUGGUUCAUUGAGUGGUCGGAUGGAUCAUAUUAUACGUACGGAAGAUACAACGCGCUCGGAUCGCAUGAGACUGGCGGAGCUCUCGGACGAACAGCUCAAAUGGCCUGUCACGGAGAAGGAAACAGCAGCUCCUCGUUCUAAUCGAGCAAGGAUAAGUCCGAUCGACAGGGUGCGAGCUACUACAACAUUUCGUCGUACUACAGCUAAGGACCUGAGAGAUUAUUCCACCGACUUCGUACAGCAGGCACUGAAUUUUGACAAUGUUACUGACGAUGACGACGGAGGAGCACCAUCAAUAUCCGAGAGUAUGAUGAGACAUGAUGAGGACAUAAAUCAAGAACUCGGCCAGGAACAUGCAGGAGGGACUGGUGAAGCGUGGACACAUGAGGAUUUACGCACGUACGUGCGGCAGAUGGAAGAGACCAUUGCACAACUUGUGCAGCAGAAGGAUGAGUUGUUGAGGAAUCAGGCGGAGUUUGACAAGCAGGCAAGUGGCAUCUUUCCGUCGCUUGAGAACUUGAAUCAUCAGCUGUCACAGAUUGUACAGGGCAAACUGCUACAGUCAGGGCAGUCGCACAACCCUGAUGAUGUCACAACUUUGCAUGAUGACAUGCUGGAUGAACUGCGCAUUCAACGAGAGCAGUUGAGUCAACUGGAAGCCGAUAACAAACGCCGCAAAUAUGAUGCAGAACUACAGGAGCAGGACCGCGCCAUUGAGAUCUCGCGGAUCAAAGCUGAUGUUAUCAGUGUCGUAGCCAACGGGAAAAUGCGUGAUGAGCGCACAGAGCUGAUAUCCGAUACGGUCAAGAAGCUUCAACAGGAACUUCAAGAGGCGGUUAAAAAUAUGGUGCAGCGCUAUCAGCUACUAGACAAACGGAUUAAUCAGCUGCAAACACCAAUAGCGCAGCCUCGACUAGUGGGCCGCAAGACGCAACGAGACAAGCUGAUGGUUAUCGUUGCAAUAUUGUCAGGGAUUAUUUCAGUAGCAGUUAGCUUCCUCAUCAUGAAUGGUGGGCAUUGUGGAGUAGUAGAGCGGUGCCACCCGCUCAUAUAG